Paramecium pentaurelia is the source of this 3185-nucleotide messenger RNA. Lineage: Eukaryota; Ciliophora; Oligohymenophorea; Peniculida; Parameciidae. The record is from the annotation of a GenBank genome assembly.
UAUGGAUCAAAAACAAAGUUUUGCCAGAAGAGACAAACUAAGAGCUAUUGAAUAAUCAAUCUAAGAUUAAUGGGCAGCCAAUUAAUCUUUCUAAUCAAAUCCAGAUGAGAGAAAGAAAUUUUUCUUGACUUUUCCAUUCCCUUAUGUAAGAAAUUUUAAUAUUCUAUUAGGCCAAUGGUAGAUUACAUUUAGGUCAUUCAUUUUCAUUUAGCAAGUGCGAUUUUAUUGCAAGAUUUAAGAGACUUUAAGGUUAAAACGUACUUUUGCCAUUUGCAUUUCAUUGCACUGGAAUGCCAAUUAGUGCUGCUGCUAAAAGACUUUAACGUGAUUUGGACUUAUUAGUAAAUUAAUAGUUAAUUUUAGUAAUAAGGAAAAGAAUUACCAAAACCAAGUUAAUAUUAAUCUCUUCUUUAAAUGAAUAUAAAAGAAGAAGAAAUUCCUAAAUUUGCUGAUCCAUAUCAUUGGAUUCGUUUUUUCCCAUCUCUAGGUAAAGAAGAUUUGAUUUCUUUUGGAUCCUCAGUAGAUUGGAGAAGAAGUUUUAUUACUACAGAUGAAAAUCCAUAUUUCAAUUCAUUUAUUGAAUGGCAUUUAAUUAAAUUGAAGGAAGCUGGAUAUGUUAAAUUUGGAUAAAGACCUUCAAUAUUUAGUACUUAAGAUGGUUAAUUGUGUGCUGAUCAUGAUAGAAGAGAAGGAGAAGGAGUUAACCCAUAAGAAUAUACAUUAAUUAAAUAAAGAGUAUUGAAACCAGAAUUGAUAGAUGCAGUCUUAACAGGAAAAAAUAUCUUUUUGGUAUGUGCUACUUUAAGACCAGAAACAAUGUAUGGUUAAACUAAUACAUUUGUAUUACCUGAAGGUGAAUAUGGAGUAUUUGAAAUGAAAAAUGAUGAAUUUUUUAUUUGUAGUGAAAGAUCAGCAUUAAAUAUGGCUUAUCAAGGUUUAACCAAGGAAGAUAAAAAACUUAAUAAAAUAGCUACAGUUAAAGGAUCACAAUUAAUUGGUAUGGAAAUCAAAGCUCCUUUAACUCAAUAUGAAAAAGUAUAUGUGUUACCUAUGCCUGGAAUCAAAAUGAAUAAAGCUACUGGGGUUGUUACAUCAGUUCCAAGUGAUGCACCUGAUGAUUGGGCUACUUUAAGAGAUUUAUAAAAGAAACCAGAUUUUUAUUAAAUUAAACCUGAAUGGGCUGAUUUCAAACCUAUUCCAAUUAUUGAUGUUCCUAAAUAUGGUGAUUUAGCUGCUUUAACUGCAUGUGAUCAAUUCUAAAUUAAAUCAUUAAAAGAUAAAGAUUUAUUGUAAAAAGCAAAAGAAGAAGUUUAUAAGGCAGGUUUUUAUGAAGGAAAAAUGAUUAUUGGAAAAUAUAAAGGAAUGAAAGUUUGUGAUGCUAAACCAUUAGUUAGAAAAGAUAUGAUUGAAAGUGGUGAAGCUUUACCUUAUUUUGAACCAGAAAAUACUGUAAUUUCAAGAAAUGGUGAUGAAUGUGUUGUUUCUUAUUGUGAUUAAUGGUAUAUCACAUAUGAUAAUUAAGAAUGGAAAGAAAGAGUUAAGGAACAUGUUAAAAACAAUUUUGAAACUUAUAAUGCAAAAGUUAAAUAAGAAUUAUUAGAUGCUGUAGAUUGGAUUAGAGAAUGGGGAUUGUCUCGUAGUUUUGGAUUAGGUACAAAAGUACCUUGGGAUAAGUAAUAUUUGAUUGAAUCUCUUUCAGAUUCAACCAUUUAUUUUGCUUAUUAUACAGUUGCUCAUUAUUUAUAAGGAGACUUAAAUGGAACUAUCCCAGGACUUGCUGGAUUCACUGCAAAUCAAAUGACAGUACCAGUAUAUGAUUAUUUGUUUUUGGGAAAAGAUAGUGAAUAAGUACCUGCAGAAAUGAAAUAAUAAUUGGAUAUUAUGAGAAAAGAAUUCUUGUAUUAUUAUCCAAUGAAUUUGAGAUCAUCAGGAAAAGAUUUAAUUAAAAAUCAUCUAAUCUUUGCAUUGUUUAAUCAUGCUGCUGUUUGGAAAGACUAACCUGAAUUAUGGCCAAAAGGUUAUUUCUGUAAUGGUUAUAUUUUGGUUGAUGGUGAUAAGAUGGCAAAGUCUAAAGGAAAUUUUAAGACAGUUGAAGAUAUGAUUAAGACUUAUGGAGCUGAUGCAACAAGAUUAGGAUGUGCUGAAGCAGGAGAUUUAUUGGAUGAUGCUAAUUAUGAAUUAAAAUUAGCUGAUUCUGGUAUUUUGAAAUUGACUACACUUGAAAUGUACAUUGAAAAGAUAUUCCCUGUAUUGUAAAAUUAUCGUACUCAAGCUUAAUCUAAAAAUAUUGAAUUUUUUGAUCAUGUUUUUGAAAGCUAAAUAAAUUAUUAAGCCAUUCAAGUUAUUUAGAAUUAUGAAGAAAUGAAAUUUAGAGAUGUAGCCAAAAAUGGAUUUCAUGUUUUAUAAGGAUAUAAAGAUGAUUAUUUACUUGCUGUUUAAGCUGAAGGACCAAAUAAAAAUUUAAUAUUAAAAUACAUUGAAAUUCAAUUAACAUUAAUGAAUCCAAUAGUUCCUCAUAUAACUGAAUAUUGCUAUUAAAAAUACUUAUAUCCUUUUGUUAAAGAUUAAGGUUAUCCAGAGACAUUAACCAAAUUUGUCUUACCUAAUGUUGGAACUUAUGUUUAUGAUGCAAAUAUUCUUAGAUAAUAUAAUUAUCUUUAAAAUUUAAUGAGUACUUUGAGAGUGGCUAUUGCUAAAUACAAAGAAACUCUUAAGAAGUAAAAAAAGCCAGAAGUUAUUAACAAGGUUUCAUUGGUUGUAGCUAAAGAUUUUGCUGAUUGGUAGAAGGAAGUCUUAAUUUAUAUGAAUAGACAAUUGAUUGAUAAUGAACCAGGCUUUGAUUUCAAUACUUAAAUAAAAACAAAUAAGAGUAAAAAUAUGGCUGCCUAAUUAUAAUUUAGUAAUUAUAUUAUGGUAAUAAUUUAAUAUCAAAUUUUAGGGUGAAUACAAAUAAAGAGGAGCAGAUGCCAUAAAUCCAAAUCCUACUCUUGAUGAAGAAGCAUUCUUAAACAAUUUUACUCAGUAUAUAAUUACAGAUUUAAAGAUUAAAGAAUUUGCAGUAAUUUUAUUUUUUUAUAUUCUUUAGAUUAUUGAUUCUAAAGAAGCCUAAAAGAGUGAUGUUAAACCAGUUCAAUAAGCAGGUAAUAAUGCACAACCUGGAAAACCCUGUCCAUUAUUUGAAUGAU